Messenger RNA from Misgurnus anguillicaudatus (oriental weatherfish), 3672 nucleotides. It is a transcript of the gene foxp3b, whose product is annotated as forkhead box P3b. Gene Ontology annotation, molecular function: DNA-binding transcription repressor activity, RNA polymerase II-specific; RNA polymerase II cis-regulatory region sequence-specific DNA binding. Gene Ontology annotation, cellular component: nucleus. Gene Ontology annotation, biological process: regulation of transcription by RNA polymerase II. The record is from RefSeq and is a predicted model, not a curated record. Lineage: Eukaryota; Metazoa; Chordata; Actinopteri; Cypriniformes; Cobitidae.
GGAACUUUCAAUGGAUCAAUCACCAUCCUGAAUAUGAUAAGCAGAACAUCUGCUCGACCAUGCUGAGGAACAUCUUAGUACUGAGAAGAUCAGCGAUCACACCCUAAAUGACAUGCCAGCAACUAGACUUUCAUCAUGAUACUCGCAUAUCCUUAAGUGUAUUUCACUUUUUUUUUUAAACCAGAACAGCACAGGAAGAAAACGGCGACUACAAAGACGCAAGGAUGCCUCAAACUGAUAGAGAGAGUGACAACAAAGUGGGUGGGAAAGAAGGUAAAGAACAGCCAACGCUAAAAGAAGAAUGUGAUGAAUCUCCUGUGUUCAACAAAACGCGUGAGGAACACCAUUCUUCUGAGAGAGCUGGUGAUGAAGAACGGAUGCAGUUUUUGCAGGCGGUGUUUCAGAAUUCUCAAGUCGGCCAGAUCAGACCUUCGGUUCUCCGCUCUACAGCUUUCCUGCUUCAGGCAAAUGAGAGCAAUCCAAUAGCCAUGAGCAGAAGAAAAGACACAGAUCACAAUGCAAAAAUUUCUGUCCAAGCUGUUGAAUCUAGUGUCAUCCAAUCAGAGAUGGAGAGUUUGACCUCUCUUUUUGUAAAUGGACAAUGCCGUUGGCCUGGCUGUGAUCUACUCUUUCCCGGGUAUUCACUUUUUCUGAGACACCUAAACAGAGACCACAACAAAGGAGAGAAAACAAUUGCCCAAUGGCGAGUUCAGCAAGACCUUGUGCGUCACAUGGAGAAUCAGCUCAUUCAAGAGAAGCAGAGACUUCACGCCAUGCAGAUCCACCUUCGACUGUUUGAGUGCCUCUCAACGCAUACUGUUGUAACUCCAGGCUGGUGGAGGCCACUUGCACUCAACAUUCCCCCAAGGGGUGAGGCAGAUGGCAGGACAGAAAGAGCUAAUGAAGCACCAGUACCACAGGACUACUGGCACAUACCCCCACCACACCUGCUGCCAGAGUUUGUUAGCAGUGUCGAAUACUACAAAUAUGCCAAUAUACGACCUCCAUAUACGUACGCUUUUUUAAUCAGAUGGUCAAUACUGGAAGCCCCAGAUAAACAGAGGACGCUUAAUGAGAUAUACAACUGGUUCACACGAAUGUUCUUUUACUUUCGUUAUAACGCUCCUACAUGGAAGAAUGCUGUACGGCACAAUCUCAGUCUUCAUAAAUGCUUUGUGCGGGUGGACGGGCGGACAGGGGCCGUUUGGACAGUGGAUGAGGAAGAGUUUCAGAAGAGAAAAGGGCAGAAGAUCAACAGGGAUUGCUCUUUAAAAUGGCCAACACCCUUCUUUCAUUCUCAAUCCAAUGAUGCCACAGAUUUAUAAGUGACAACACAGAUUCUCAGUGACCCCAAUUUCCUACUUUAGCAUUACCAGUUUAGAAAAAUUGGGGUAGUUUCCCGGACAGGGUUUAGAUUAAUCUAGGACUAGGCCUUAGUUAGGACAUUUAAGUAGUGGCAGCCGGUGACUUCUUUUUUCGAGGGCGCUUGAUGCGAAGUUCGUCACAACAUGUAUGUAGCCUGUCAUGUGUGUGGUUACUUUUUUCAAAAUAUGUGUUCUGCACAUAUGUGUGCAUCACGUGUCUUGUCAAAAUAAGUGCCUGCUACAGAUGCGUCUAAAGGGUUUAUAAUAAAAGAGACGCUCGCGAUUGCCAGAUACUCUUAUCAUCUCAUACGUAAUCAGAGUUUAUUGUUAAGGGAGUGUCUUGCAUGUAUUUUGUGAACUUGAGCGUCUCUUUUAUCAUAAACGGUUUUGAUGCAUGUGCAGCAGGCACUUAUUUUGAAAAAAACAAAAACACGUGAUGCACAUGGUUCGCAUGACGCAACAACACAUAUUUUGAAAAUGCAAGCAACACACAUGACACUCCGAACACUUAUUUUGAAUUAGCGCCCCUCGGAUGAGCAGUCACAAGCCGCCAUUGCAUUAAGUAUUUUUUACAAGCAAAAAACAAUACAAGUGUGCAUCUUUGUGUAUGAUAUAUGUUAGGAUAUGUCAAUGCAAGGUGUUUUUAAAUUAAGGCCGCUCAUGCAUUUUCGUCUGGGACUAGGAUAGACCCUCUCUGGGAAACCGCCCCCUAAACUUUUUAAAGGUGACGUUAAUUUUGCUUUAAAAAGAAUUACUGUGUUUAAAUAUCAAAUAUUUUGUGUCUAAUAAUCCUAAAAUAUCUAUUUCAUUCAGUGUCUUGCUUAUUGCUAAACAUUGCAUUCUAGCUAUUUAUGUAGACUGUAACGAUUUUAUUAUUAUUUUUUUUAAGUGAUUAUAAAUUACUUGAACGAAUGCUAAAAAAAAUAAAGUACUAUUUAAUAGCAAUGAUGUUCCUAUUUAAACCAGAAGAGGGCAUCUGUGUGUGUUAUUGUUCAUGGGUAUAUUUUUGGGUGUGGUAAUUCAGUAACAGUGCGUGCGAGGACAAAAAGCAUCACCGUUGCUAUAAGGGAGAAACAAAGACACUUGAUCACAUGAGCUUUUUUUACUGUAAGUUUUACAUUGUUUAGUUUGUAACUGACUCUUGAACACAUUGCACUGUUUAUUGAAUCCCACUUGCUCCACUAAUUACAUCAUCUUUUUGAUGAUUUUCCUUUUUGCUUCUUGUUCCCAAGAUGUGGACUCUUAUUUUGUUCAGCUUUUUACUUCAUCACCCUGUACAUGUGCUACAGUUGAGAGGUGGAGAGUCAAUAAAUCCUCUGUCUUGCUCCCCCAUGCGCAUUUCUGUUUUGUCCUCCAGUUUGAUGGGAACACAUCCAUCCCUCAUGAAAUCUGUGCUUUUGUGUCCUCUGCUGUCCCAGGCUUUUGUUCAGCUUCACAUAUCAAUGUCACUCUUACCCACAAUAGCAGUGAUUGUGGCACUGCAUCCUAGAGAGGAAAACAAAUAUUUUGGUUUUACACCAAUGAGGAAAUCUUUUUUUUUACAUUUUUGCUUAAAGCUGUGCUUUACUUUAUAGGUGCUCCUUGUCAGCAUUCACUUUCAUUUCACCUCCUUAAUCUCUCCUCUGUUGCAUCAUGACCAAUACCUGUAAUAAAAAUGACUUUUUGAAUAAACCAAUUGUUUUGAGUUGUAAUGCCCUUUAGUUUUGCAUAUGAGUUAUUGACAGAUUGCUCAAAUUUCCCAGCUGUUUUUGUGGGACACUUAACACCUGCUAAUCAUUUUAUUGGUUCAACAUUGUCCCGACAAAGCAUUUCAAAUACGCUCUCUUUCUGUUUUCAUGGCCUUGAGCCCUGCAGAUAUAUGGUAAAGAAUAAGCAGUUGACAGCCUCGGGGUAUAGAGAUAGCUGGACCCUAAUUACACUUGGAGGAUUUCCUCCAGACAACACAUCUCAUUAUAUCGACCUCUGGACAGCCUCAGAGAUUCUGACAGCUGCCUCUCUAUGUGUCAGGUGCUUAUUAUCUAUCUGCUCUUCCUCCCCUGUUGACUUUCUGAGCCAAACAGGUGUCUUAGCCCCUGUAUCCAGUGUGUUAUGACUGCUGUGUUUUCAUUACCUGAACCUGUCAUGCAGUGGAAAUAAAAGAUGGUAUGUCCUGUGUUUUACUGUUGGGGAAAUCAUUGCAUGGACGGCGUAGUUUCUUACAUUUUCCAAAGAAGACUCUCGAGUGCAAUCAUAGGUCUCUUACAUGAGUGUCAUAGAUGAGUGUGUCAUCGCAAGGAACUUGUUUGAAUAUUGAUUGCUUAAUAAUUUU